Messenger RNA from Closterium sp. NIES-65, 873 nucleotides. Lineage: Eukaryota; Viridiplantae; Streptophyta; Zygnematophyceae; Desmidiales; Closteriaceae. The record is from the annotation of a GenBank genome assembly.
AUGCCACAUCUCACAGCAUCCCAUGUAAUGCUCACAGCAUCCCCACCACAGAUGCAUGCUCUGACAGGCAGUUUGGUGAAUGACUCUCUCUCUGCUUGCUCUCUGUCGUGCUUCUUCUCCCCUGCCUGCCAGGAGCCCAUCUUGCAGCGACAGCUCCUCCUGGGCGCCCCUGCUCGCCCAUGUGGCAGCGGCAGCUCCUGUGGACGGCUGGCGAGGGGUGAAGGCGCCUCAUGCCAUGGUUUCCUUGCACUCACUCUCUUUCUUUCUCUGCCUCUCCUUCGCUGGCAGGUGUUGUUUUGGUUUGGAGGCCCCUCGCUAGCCAACACUCAAGGCAUCACCAAGGCGCAAGGCACCACCGAGGCCCCUCUGCACGCCUGCAAGCGAGCGCCCGGGCCUGCAGCGCCCGUGCACGCGCCAUCAACAGAUAAGCUCACCGCCCUUGGGUUCUCAUCUGCUCCCUGUCUGCUUUUGCAACCCCUACCGCCAUGCUGCCUGCCUUGCCAUUUCCUCGCCCCCCCACCUGCUGCCGUGUCAGCCGUCCCUCCAUGGAGCCUCUCCCCCAAGUUUAGGCACUCUGCUUCAAGCCUGUUCAAGCUCAAGCUCAUGUUCCCUGCGCUGUCAUCCCCCCAUCCGCCCUCCCCCUGGCUCUCAUGCCAACCACCCCUCCACAGAGACUUCCCUCUUGGCUUGCUGCUCCAAGCCUCUACUGGAGUGCAAGGCGCAGCAGGAAGGCCCACGAGCAUGGCACAGGAGGAAGGCGCACGAGCAUGGCACAGGAGGAAGGCCCACCAGCAUGGCACAGGAGGAAGGCCCACGAGCAUGGCACAGGAGGAAGGCCCACGAGCAUGGCACAGGAGGAAGGCGCAGGACUAA